CAAGAGUCAGAUAGAUGCUUAAGUGACGAAGCAACCCAGGCACCCCUUGAUUUCUUACCUUUUUGUGUAAUUCUGACUGUUCUGUUAAGUUUAUUAUUUCCUUUUUCGGAAGGAGAGGAUACAUUUUACUUAAUCAGGUAUUUUUGAACAACUCUUUUUCGCAAGGACUGGUAAUUCAGGGUGAGUAUAAUCCCUAAUCUGGAGAAGUCUGUAUUCUGAGGCGUGUUGUUACAGAGACAUGUUGUUACAGACAUUUGCCACCUCAUGGUGAUUGCAUAGAAACUUGUAGGAGGUGAAAUGUAAAAGGAUAAUUGUUUUCACUGGCAACAUGAGAUGGGAAAUGAAGUUAUCAUAUUGUGUAAAUUGUGAAAGUGAGAGGUUAUCUAGGUUUUAUGUGUUUCUUUUUUCUUUACUCAUUGAGUAUAGUGAUAGCUGGUUCUCCUUAGUACCUGACUCAUGUUUGUUGGAAUUAUGCUCUGGACUAUUUGAGAAAUUCAGGUUAGGCUUUUUGGGGAUUUUGUUAUUUAUAGGAUCCAGGGUAGUAUUCAUUUGUUGAAUAUUGCUUUGUAUUUAUUCUCCGAACUCAGUGUUAAUCAUAGAUGUAAUUGAAUGCCUUUUAAUUUAGAGAAGUAGAUAUUUUGACUUUAGGUACAUGUUAUGGUAAAUAGAGUAACUUACUAAAAAUUUUUAACAUUGUGUUAUAAAUGGACCUUGGAAUAUUGUUUUCUAGGAAUUGUGAACUUGCCUGGUAUAUACAUUGAACAGAGAUUUUUACAGGUGUUUUUAAGUGAGUUUAAUCUUCUGACAAGUAUCAGAUAAAACUGAGAGUUUUCUUUAACAAGUUUUACAGCUGCAGUUUGCAAGAAGAGAGAAUAGUACCCUGCAUCACCAAGUGGAACAGAUGCUUCAAAAAAUUUCUCCUCUGCAGAAAUGUCAGGAAGAAUUGGGGUCUUUAAAAGCAGAGCUGGAAGAGAAGAAGAGUUCUCUCAAGUUGUACCAAGAUACUCACCAGGAAUAUGCACGUGUAAAAGAAGAAUGCUUGAAAACUGAUGCUCAGAAGAAGAAACUAGAAGCCAAGGUGAAGAAGCUGGAAGAGGCUGCUGUCAAGCAAACGCAGGACUUCAAGCAACUGAGGAAUGAGAAGAAAAUACUUGAAAAGGAAUUUAAGAAGACACAGGAACGGCUCGAUGAAUUUUCUAAACAGAAAAAUGAAAAGGAGUUGAGGCAUAUUGGAACACAAAUUUCAAGUGAUUCUUAUGGAAGCAUAGAUAAAAGAAAAGUAAAGCUGCUUCUGAAGGAGCUCUGGCUCUGCAUAAACACAACACACAGACUGCCUGGUGAAGGCAGCCGAUGCAUCACAGAGAAACCUGCCAAAGAAAACCCGGGGCCCACAGAGCCCAGGGACGAUGGUGUGCCCCCUCCAGCAGGCGGCAGGCCACUCCGAGCCGCAGCUGUGCAGACGUGCCUGGCAGAACUGUCCAUGGAAAUAGAGGGCGACUUCUCUGCAUGUAGACGUGUGGGGAGACACGAGUACAGUGGAGCCGCGCACUGCAGUGACCAUGUAGCUAACGAGGGCCGGCAUCCUGAACUUGAGGUGCCAAGGACUGACGAGGACAGUACUGACUUCUCUGAUCGUGAUCACUGUUUCGAUGAAGACCUCCAGGCUGCAGUUGACUUCUUCAGACUUCCCCCUCCUCUGUUGUCUCCGGUGCCGUCACCCCCUUUGGUGUCCCUACCACCCCUGAGCACGUUACCUUCUUCACUGGCGCCUGAAACCUACUUCGGAGAGUAUACAGAUUCCAGUGAUAAUGAAUUGUCCCAACAUAGAAAUUCUGCUGAGUCUGUUUCAGAAGAUGAGACAUCUGAAUCACAGUAUUUUGAUUCAUCCAGAAAAAGUAAAGGAAGUGGUGGUACCUGGGAGGAAAAGCUCAAAUCACAUGAAGCCUCCCAGGCUCUGACUACGCUGGAAGUAAAUGAAGUGACAACUGUCGGGUUUGGGACGUUCACAGCAACGCUGAGAGAGCCUUCAGCUGCAUACUCCGUAGCUCACGAGAAACACUGGAUGGUGUCAUCUGAGUCCGCGAGUGAUGGGAGAAGAGCCAUUUCAGAUGAGGCACAAAGACAGAGAGAGGUUAGGGAGGUGGAUAAGUCGGUGCAGACUGAGAACACACUUCAUGAACCCAUCAGAAACGUGUGUGUUGAGACGUCGUCUGGCAGCCGGGCACAGGGCAGGGGAGCGGCCCUCCGGAAGUCUGACGUGUGUUCCUCUCCCCUCGGCAAGAGGCCAUUCAGUGAACUCAUGGAAUCUGAAGGAAAAACCCUACUAUCCAAAAUGAUAGGAUCACCCAAAUCACAGUUUACUAAGUGGACACUAAGUAAUGAAAUCCCUCUUGAAUCAGACCAUCUGUCAAUCUCUGACCACCUCCAGGGAAUGUGUGGAGUAUCAGGAAGGAGACGGGAUGCUCAAGACUUCAUUUUAGGAGCAUCGCCUGAGCCAGAGGACGAUGUAGGUGACGCAGUGGGUGCCCCAGGGCUGCGUGGUGAUGCCAGCCUUUCUUCCUCUUCUACCUCGGGAGCAUCGUCUGUCUGCAGUGACUCUCCAUCUUCCUCUGGAUUGACGUAUGCUCAUGACCAACACAUUCCUGCUAAAGUUACCGCUGUGGAACUGCACCACUCAGAACAGCAGUUACAAGCUGAAACCUUGAACGUGCUAGAUCUGCAGCCUGAGCCCCCAGACUGUCCUGCCGGAGAGAACCAUCUGGAGAAUAGCUUGUGUGCUUUGAGCCCUGAGUUGGGAGCAUCACAUUUUAAUAAUGAAAGCAGCAGUGAGGUCAAGUCCACAGAUGUUUUGAAAGGCAUUCCCAAAGUCUGUUCAGUUGCACAGUCAGUAUUUAUAAAAGCUAUGAAAGACGCACAGUGCAGAAGCCAGGGUCCCAGAGCUGAGCUCCCCCUGACUAGGGCAGAUUCUACACCAUUGCUAGAGUCUCAGCGUGGCUUGACCAAGGGUGGGUUUGGUUUUAAAAGCCCUUCAUGGCACCAUAGUGAUGUGUUAAGAAGAGGUGGGGAAGAAAGGCUAAGGGCUAAGUCAGAACCCGAACAGAAGACUAACCAUCAGGUACAACAGGCAGCAGCAUCCUUAGAAAGUAGACGGUCCACAUCGAAGCCUGAACUUGCCUCAGAAAAUAACCCCAUGGGGCUCAGGGCUGCUACGUCACUGUUGCCGAACCAAGUGUCUGUGAUCACCAAGCAGGCCCGGCCCGACACAGUGCAGAGUGCUAGACUGGAACCCUGGAGGCAGCGGAGGACUGAGCCUCCCUUCGGGGCAGCACACGCCGGUCCUGGGGCUGUUCCCACGUCCUCUGUAGCCAGACGUGAUGGAGAGAGAGAGGACACGGCGUGGGCUGCCCAGGGAGCGGCUGCUAAUGAAGGGACCUCGCCACAAGUUUCUGCCUCAUGGAGAAAAUUAAAUUUCAGUUUUCCAAGUGGUUCUUCAGUCGGAAGUUCUCAUUGUUCCACAAAUAGCAAACCAUCUUUCUCUCCCAAAAACAUCCCUGUCCCAAAUCAAGACGUCACAACCGAAGCCUCAGCACAGGAGGCAGUGCCGAAGCAAAGUCUGCUCCUUCAUGCUGCGAGUCUGGACUCCUCUGGGCUGGAUGGGGACCGACUCCGUCCCGCUCCAGAAGUGCCAGCGUCAAGAAGUUUCGCUGUUGACAGAGUGCCCUAUGGGGGCACGGGCAGAUCUGGUAGCGAGGUCCUGGCCAUCCCGGAGGGCUCUCCCCGUGUCCGCCCGAGCCUGCAGGAGUCCCCAGAGCUGCCGUCUCAGACUCCUGGCAGGGCCUCUCCUGAAGGUCCAGGUACCACAGGGACGGCUCUCCCAUCGGCGAUUCUCAGAAAAGAUGAGGAGACGCGUGCUGUCCCUGCGAGUGCUCUCGCUGGGCCUGUGUGUUGUUACAUGGGCAUUCGGGAGGGAGAAGGUGGUGACACAGAGGUGGAGGAGAGUGAGGCGCCUAGUGGCAGCGAGGGGGAAAGUGAGCCCGAAGCCGUGCUGGGGGACAGACCGCUGGGGGCUGCUCACGCCUCCAGAAGAGGUUUAGGAGCCCCAGGUGCUGGCGCAGCCGAGACCCGGCCUUCCGUCGAGGUGGGCUGUCUGACCUCCGCGCUGCAGGACUUCAACAUCAGUACUCUUUCUGAGAUCGACGGGCUCUCUACAUCAGAGGUCGUGAUGUUUCUUGAAAGUUGUCAGUUAAGAGAUUACAGUUCAGGGGACUCUGUUUCAGAAUGUUCUAGCAAAGGAACCCUGCAUAAAGAAAUGAACAAAGACUUAAAGCCAGGUGACCUCUCAGGAGGAAAGUACAGAAAGCAGCUCUGUGAAGAAGAAACCCUUGAAACCUCUGAAGAGUGGAUUGAAUCCGAGGAAGAGGACGGUCCUCUGAAGAGCACAGGUCAGCUCACACGGCGCUCCUUGGAAACGCUGUCUGAGGUGCUCACCAGGUUUGGACAGGAGCUUCAGGCCAGCUGUGAGAGCUCUCCUGGAAAAGACGCUGCUGACUUAGUACUCUCAAAUACGCACGAUGACGUGACCAGUGAGCCUGUCAGAGAGCAUGUCCCCCCUCAGGGGGCGAGUGGCUUCCCGCCACACCCUUCAGGUACAUCCCCUCCAGUAGCCAGCAUGACUGGCAAGGGUCGUUCUCCUGCUAGCGGCUCAUCGAGUAACGAAGUCACUCCUGGCAGUCCUGAGGGUGUUCCCAGUGUCACCAGCCCGAUCCGCAGUGGGGCAGAGUCCUCCCCCCAGCGCUCUGACUCCGUGGUGGGGCAGACCACAGAAGGCAGUGCUGAAGAGGGGGCAGAAACGACGUUUCAGUGCCAGAUAUCAACAGUGACCUCCGAAGUCAUAAACGUGCUCAUCAAUAAGGAUCAAAAUCUCGUCAUUGAAAAAGGGGACCACUGGACCAUCAUAAAUGGGGUAGCUCUCAUGCCAAAUGUGGACCAGGUCAUACUGUGUGACACUCCCGAAGACAUCCCUGUUUCCCCAGAUGGAGGAGGCCUGGGAGCUGGCUUCAUUUCCCUUACUUCCAUGGAGAAGUCUCCAGAGACCGGUCACCCUGGCCCUCCAUUUCAGGAGCCCCAGUGCGGCAGCACCCUAUCAUGUGCCCAAGAGGAAAUUUCCAGCAGUAGCCAGAGCACCAACUUUGAUAAAAGUCGUUUGCGUAACAGGCCUGUCAAACCUAGCGUAAGGAUUAGUUCUGAGAUCUAUGAUCAGAACUUUGAGUCUCAGACCAUUGCAUCUGAUCACACGUACUUUAACUCAAAACUAGAGCCAUUCAGCAAAAAUAAGAAUCGAUCAAAGAUUUCAAACAAAGAUCAAUCAAACAGGUCGGCAAAGGCUUUGGCAUCAGGCCGAGUUGAAACUAAUCAGAAUGAAGGUUCUCAGUCAUUUUCAGGGGAAAGAGAGAGCACAAAAACUCAGAGAAAUCAAACUCAGACCAUUCUAGCCAAUGCUGACACAUCAACUCCUACAGAUUGUUCUGAUACCCUGAGUAAAAUCCGGCAGGAGGUAGGGCCCCCUCUGCCGCCCUUGCUUGCUCCUCUGGUCGCUACACCUCCAAGGACUUCGCAGCCAGUUUCUCCGCUGCUAGCAACUUCCUCUCCCUCCUCACCUACCUCUCCUCUUGGCCAGAUUUCUCCCUUGUGUGAACUCCCUGUGCCUCCUGUGAUGUCUCCUUUGCUGGAAGAGCCGGGAUGCCUCUCUCCCCCAUGCACAUCUCCGUCCCCAUCUGCUGCACCGGCCGGCGAGAGGAUAGUGUCAUCACCCUUGCAAUUUUGUGCUGCUACCCCAAAGCAUGCCCUCCCUGUGCCUGGCCGCCUCCCGCCUCUGGCUUCUGCCCACACGGCUGUGGCUGGACCCCAGGAGAAUUCCGUUAAAAUCCUCGACACCAUGUACCCAGAGCUGUCUGCCAGGGCCCGUACCCUCAACAUUCUCAAAGGGAACAUUCAGCUCACUCGAGGUCCUCCUGCAGACCGUAAGAGCUUAGUGGGGCCUGUCAGUGCUAUCACAGGCUUCAAGGCAAUCACCUCAACAUCCACCGCCUUUGUUAAGACAGGGGGCAGCUCAGGGAGUGACUGUAGUCAGGACAAAUCCAGAGAUGGGGGGACUCGCCAGGAUGCAGGGGGGAAAAGGACAUUGUCUGCAUCUACGCUGAGGAGCGCCAAAAGACUACGGCUGGACAGCAGGUCCCCAGAACCAGAAACUGGGGGCACCACUACAGAAGGAGUCAGCAAGGCCCUCCGGAGGAGCCUCCCUCAAACUGAAGCUGUGGCGGCAGAGGAAGAAAGUUCUCCUCUGACCGUCAGUGCGGUUUCACAGUUGCCUCCAAACCCAAAAGAAACUGUAGAGUCCCAUGACAAAGCCAUAGCUGAUGCACUGAAGAAGAUCGCAGAGUCGUCUUUUGAUCUCUUACCUGUCAUUCGAAGUCAUGUGUAUGUGGGAAAUAUCUCCAAAAAGCCUGUCAUGAGAGAUCAAGAGAAGGAAGUUGUUCAUGAGUUUAGCACAACCAAAAAGCAUUUGGCAGAGUGCUUGCUGCACUCUAUUCUCUCAGAACUGAAACUUCAGAAGAUCUCCGUGGAGCGCAAUUACAUUCACGCCCUCUGCAGAGUGUAUGUGGGCAUCUGUCGGCAACUUGGGGACUUGGAAAGAGCUCGUUUGUUUUGCUAUAGCCUACUUAAGGAAGAUUUUCCAGAGUCAGAGAAACUGACUUUGUUCAUUGCAAAUAUGUGGCAUGACAUAUUUAUUUCCCAAUCGGUGAUUAAUAAGGCAAUGCAGUUGGUUGCCAGGCAACGUGCUAAAGGAGAGGUCCGGAACUGUUUGAGAGCCUUUCUCAACUGGGAAAAGAAUGCUCCUGUGGAUGUGGGUUUCAUGGUUUCUAAGCUGCUGUUGACCAUACAGUUGUGUCCAAAAACGGAGUUUCAGUCCAGUGAAAAAUUUGGGGAAGACUUAAGUGAUAACACUUGGGAGUACAUAUUUGCUAUUGACCUGCUCUGCUGCCAUCAGAAGUGGAUUUGGACACAUGAUAACAUUAUAAGUAAAGAGCUGUGGCCUGUAAUGGAUAAGUGGAUAAAAUACAGAAAAGGACAUGCGAACAUUGCAUAUACUCCUGAUAUUAUUAUAGCAUCGAUACUGAGGCUGAUCGGUCGCUUAGGCCAGCUGGGCUUGAAGGAGGGCUUCCCGUCCGCCGUGAAGAACAUCAGCUCCGUCAUCGGCAUGUUCAUCCAGCACGCCCGGGAUGAAGAUAUCCCGUGGGGCAUCCAGCUGGCGGCUGUGUACGCGCUCUGUGAUUUGAGUCCCAGCAAUCCAGCGGAAAUAUCCAAGAUCCUGGAGGCCUGGCGCCAAGAGACCGUGCACAGCGUGCCCUCCGCGGUGCUCAGCUGCCUGGAGGAAGUCAGCUCACUGUGCGCGGAGGAAGUCAGCUAAGCCGCCCCGCACCCGUGUCUAGAGAAGUGCCUUUACAUAUCUCGAGUACAAAUAGAUGAGUCCGCUCGCGGAGCACAAACUGAGGUUUCAAAAGGAAAGACAUCGAAGGGAGAAAAUGCCCAGAGGCUCUCCUCACUGUGGCGAGGAGACAGAAGCCGGCCGUGGCAGGGCUGCCUUUCCCUAAACCGCAUACAUUUCACUUAAGGCUGUUGUGAUUCCAUGACAUGUGGGUUGUAUUAUUGUGUCUUGGUCAAACAACAAAAACUUGAACUUGCCCUUUUUUGCUGCAGAAAGUGUCCUUUAGUCGCUUUUUAAAAUUGAGUGGCAUUUUAUAAUGAAUUUAAUAUAAAGGCAUUGAUUUGGUUCCUAGGCUAAUUUUGAACUUUGCGCUGAAAUGAUUGACUAGGGAAAAAUAAGCUGGCUGAGAAAGAGCUAGAAGACUCUUCGGCUGUCUUAGCUGGAAGUGGGCUUCAAAAUUGUUUCUCACGGUGUAGUGCACGACUGGUCAGAGGAGAACCCAAGAGAACCUUAGAGACCCGUUCUAGUGCAUCAUCUUCCUAUCUCUGCAGGCCCUUCAGACUGUCACUGUAUCAGGACAAGGAGGGCUGAAGAGUAGACGUUCACUUGCAGGCUUUGUGUCAGCGACCUGUUUGUACAUAGACGAUUCAGAGACGCGCAGGCAGGUCUCUGUGUGUGCCGUGUAUAUAUGGACCGUGCUAUAAUGUGUUUCACAUUUGAUGAUAUUCCACUUUCGGAAUUUUAGUAUUUGUACAUAGAAAAUGGGUUUAAUAACUCACCGUGGUUCUGAUUUGUCUUAUAUUCAUCAUUUCUUAAAACUCUUGUAUGUGUUUUUUAUAAUAAAAAAUUAAAAGUAA
Lutra lutra (Eurasian river otter) is the source of this 8343-nucleotide messenger RNA. It is a transcript of the gene ICE1, whose product is annotated as interactor of little elongation complex ELL subunit 1. The transcript is spliced from 17 exons. The record is from RefSeq and is a predicted model, not a curated record. The coding region runs from base 902 to 7468 and encodes 2188 amino acids. NCBI's taxonomy places the organism in Eukaryota, Metazoa, Chordata, Mammalia, Carnivora, Mustelidae.